GGCCGCUCCGCUCUCAUUCUCAUCUCGUGGCGCUUGGAGUUGGACUGUUGGAGCAGCUAGCGGAGUGGUUCGUUGCUGCCGGAAACCCAAGCCCUGCCUGCCCGGCCGGUAUUUCUAGUGCGUAGUAUCGCCAUCAGCGCUCAAUAAUACAGCACGCCCGCUUUGUUUUCCAGCCCUUGUCAGCGAACCUUCCCCCUGAAAACCCCACCCACCCUUCCUCGAUCCUCCUCGCCUCGCCUCACUUGCUUCUUCCACUCUUUCCACCACCACCCAUCCCUCUCUCUCUCUCUCUCCUCCCGGCCCGGCCCUUCUCUCUCUUUCUCUCUAUACGCGGAUCACCGGACGGAGGCAAGCUAGCUACCACCUCGACCGACCGGCGGCCGAUCUGUGCUGUGAACAAGUCAGGAAGCUAGCUCGCGGAGAUACAUGGCUGGCGCGGGGGGUGCGACGGCGGUGCAGCAGCCGGCGGCGGGGGCUCCGCCGGCUGGGGCGAGGAGUGGUGCCGGCGCCGGCGCCGGCGCGGCGGGGGCCCCGGUCGCCGACCCGCGCGCCGAGGCGCUGCGGUGCCCGCGCUGCGACUCGGCCAACACCAAGUUCUGCUACUACAACAACUACUCGCUGUCGCAGCCGCGGCACUUCUGCAAGGCGUGCAAGCGCUACUGGACGCGCGGGGGCACGCUCCGCAACGUCCCCGUCGGCGGGGGCUGCCGCAAGAACAAGCGCUCCAGGAGCAGCAGCGCGGCGGGCGCCGCCGGGAGGAGCGGAUCCUCCUCCGCCGCGGCCGCCGUCACGUCCUCCUCGGCGGCGUCCACGCUGCCCCUGCCGCCGCCGGCGGGGUCCCUGCCGUCGCUCACGUCCGCGCUCGGCCUGCCCGGGGGCACCUCGCUGGCGUCGCUGCUACUCGGCAGCGGCACCGACGGCGACCACCUCGGCCUCUUCCAGGCGGCCAUGCAGUCGGUUGUCUCCUCGGAGGCAACCGCCUACGAGAUGCAGCAGCAGCAGACACAGGUGGACCACCUGCUGGGCCUCGGCUACGGGGGCGCCGGCGCCGGCGCGCAGAUCCAGCAGCUCAAGCCGUGGAUGCACGAGGCCGGGGCGGGCGCGGGUGGGAUCAUGGACAGCUUCUACGCGCCGCUGCUCUCCAGCUCCCUCGUGCCGGGGCUGGAGGAGCUGCACGUCAAGGCGGAGGCCGCCGGCGCCGGGGACCACCAGCAGAAGGCGGCGCCCGGGGACCAGCAGAGCGGCAGCUGGGAGCUGCCGACGCCGUCGCCGUCCAACGUCGACGCAAGCAUCAUCGCGUCGGACGCGCUCAUGGCGGCGGCCGCGUCCAUGAACCCCGCGGUUAGCUCCACCUCCACGACGGCGACCACCGCGCCCUCCUCGUUCAUGUACUGGGGCAACGGCGGGAUUGGCGGCGCUGCCGCGGCGUGGCCAGACCUCGCCAACUGCGGAUCCUCCAUUGCCACGCUCUUCUAGCGCCGCCUGCCUGCUGUCCGGCUCUGGCUCGUUAACUUUAUUUUUUUCACCUUGAUUUUCUGGUUAAUUUUUUCUUGACUACAAUAACAUGUAAUUUGUGGGGGAAAGCUGAGAUGAGAGAGAGAGCGCUGUGGAAGAAGAGAGAUCAUCAUCAUCUCACCUCAUAGGGCAGAAAAUUAGACAAAUCAAACAAUGAUCCAAUAUUUCAAGAGGAUUUCUUCGCCGAGUCGAACGCUGAAUCCAUGAUCUUUGCCGUCGAUGGAUGAUCAAGGUGGUCGGCAACUAGCAUCCAUGGAUUUAGGAGGAGGAGGAGACCAUGAGACCAUGGGAGAGCAAAGAAGCCAAGAAGUGUAAGUGCAGUGCUGCCACAUGACACUACUUGAUAUUUACGUCUUCUUGGCUAGCUUCUCCUUGGGUGUUUUGUACAUAGGCGGCAUAUGGUGGGGGAUACAAUAGCUAAGGUAGCCCGUGAGAGAUACAUCAUGGUGCAAGUCAUGAGCCUCUCUCUCUCAUCUCGACAUUUUAAAUCAGUGUGUUUUAAUUGGUUACUCUCGCUCUCUCUUUCUCUCUACCAUGGAUUAGGGAAGAGCUCUCUAGAUGUACAAGUUAAUACUAGUACUUUUCUACCCUUUUGCAGCUGAAUUAGAGAACUGUUUUUGAGUUCUCAUGCAUUAGAGAGUUGUUAAGGGUACGGUCCAUGCAUCAGCUUCGUUCUCUCUUUCUUCCUUUCUCUUCUAGACUGGAAUUAAUUUCUCUUUCUUUUGGGGAGUUUUGUUCAAACAUGGCUUGUACGAAUUAUGAUGACUUUGUGAGUUAUGAGAAAUUUAAACACACCUGCAGUUCUCACUUCU
Panicum virgatum (switchgrass) is the source of this 2327-nucleotide messenger RNA. Its product is annotated as dof zinc finger protein 2-like. The record is from RefSeq and is a predicted model, not a curated record. NCBI's taxonomy places the organism in Eukaryota, Viridiplantae, Streptophyta, Magnoliopsida, Poales, Poaceae. Bases 427 to 1476 code for a protein of 349 amino acids. The transcript has a single exon. Gene Ontology annotation, molecular function: DNA binding; DNA-binding transcription factor activity. Gene Ontology annotation, biological process: regulation of DNA-templated transcription.